AUAGACCAAUAUGAUUCGUUAAUCCCACCAGUCCAAUAGGUAGGGUGAAUCAAUGUAGAGCUAUCCAGCAACCCGUAAUCUCGGAGACUGACAUUUUUAUCCUGAGCACUCCUAAGCUUGUUUGAGUCUUCGAUCAGGUCUCAAGGAAACAUGGCUGACCUCCGUGUUAUUAUCAAACAAUUUAUUUCCUCAAAGAAAAAACCCAUUGGAAUUUGACCCCAGCAUGUUAAUUUGGUGCCACCUACCAGAGAGAGGGUUAUGUCGGGUUAUAGCUCACAGAUAUAACAACAACUUUGGUAGUUGUGAAUAGUCACUAUUCCAGUGUAAAUGUAUAGACUUGUACUGUAAUUAUAACGUAACGCUGCGACACGUAACAUCAACAGCCGGCGACACACGCUGUUCAGUAUAACGUACAUCUAUAUGUUUCCAUGACGGGUGAAUUAUGGCGUCCCUGACGUUGCUUGUUAUCCAUGUAUGUUUCUACUUCUCAUGUGUCAAGGCUUUUUUCUGCAAAAAGGAUAUAAUUUGUUCAGGCCAUCAGUUCUGCUGCAAUGAUGAUACAGAGUGUUGUAACCUCACUGAAGUCCACAAACUCUGGUGGUUCUGGUACGUGGUGGCGGUGGUUCUUUUCUUCAUCUUUAACCUGGUCCUCGCCCUGUGUAGAUUUAGGAGGACCAGUUCACUCCCCGACCUACAGGUACAGGCUGGUCGGCCGAUGUACGGGAGUGUUACUCUACACCUGCCACCCCCGCAGUACAACCCCCCUUCUCCGUACCAAUCUGGAACACCUGACUAAACACAUUCCCCGCCAUCGUACCGAUGAAGAAGUGACAGAAAUGCCGGAGAAUAUUUUUAAACAAUUAAGCUAUGAUUUACUUUGGGGGAUGCUCGCCGUGAAAUUUGUUACCAAUGUUGUAGUUGAGUGCAUGUAUUAGUUUUUUAUUUUUUAAAUCUUAGCCCUGUGAAUGUGUUGGUGUAAUAUUUGUAUGGUCAUUCUAUUAAUUAUAUAAAUUACAUUUUU
Molecule: messenger RNA, 1021 nt
Organism: Magallana angulata
Lineage: Eukaryota; Metazoa; Mollusca; Bivalvia; Ostreida; Ostreidae
Exons: 5
Coding region: 443-796 (117 amino acids)
Source: RefSeq, a predicted model, not a curated record